CCUUUCAAGUUUAGCACAUAAUUAUGGCAACUGCUGACACGGGUAGCUCAAAAGUAAAGAACAGAAGGUGGACUCAUGAAGAAGAUGCUAUGUUGGUUUCUUGCAUGAUUGAUUUGCAUAAUAUGGGAACAAAAAAGUCUGAUACUGGAUUUAAAGCUGGCUAUUUGAGUGAGUUAGAGAAAAUGCUUACAACUAAAUUACCUAACUCAAAUAUAAAAGGUAAACCACACAUUGAGUCCAGAAUUAAAACAUUGAAGAAAGAAUGGAGCAUUGUCCAUGAUUUGUUCACAAAUCAUAAUAGUGGAUUUGGAUGGGAUGAUGAAAGGAAGAUGGUUACUGCUGAAGAUGAUGUUUGGGAGGCUUAUUUAAGUAGUCAUAAAGAAGCUGCGCAAUAUAGAAGGAAAACCUUUCCUUUUUAUAAUGAGUUUACUGAUAUUUAUGGAAAAGAUCGUGCUACUGGCAAAGAUUCACAAACAGGUGCAGAUAUAGUUUAUGAAAUGGGUAAUGCUGAAGCUGUUGAAGGCAUUGGUGGAACAAUGGAAGGUAGUCAAGAUGACAAUCCAGUUGAAUUGCAAGACAAUGAUUUUUCGUUUGUCCCUACUCAAUCAUCUGGUGCUAGAGAGAUGAGUUCAACAAAGAGGAAGAGGAAAAGAAGUGACACAUGUGAACCUAUUACUGCAGAUUCUUUGAUUGGUGCUGCCAUGAUGUUGAGUGAGAAGUUGGAAUCGGUAGGAGACAAAAUAAGUAAAAGUCUUGGAACUGAAUUGACUCUUCAACAAAAAAUUGAGCAAUUAGAGGGUAAGUUGAGUGAGAUUGAGGGGCUGGAAUAUGAUGACAAGUUUAUGGCUUUGAUCAAGCUUCCUGAAUAUCCAAAUCAAAUGCUUGUAUUUUUUAGUCUUGCAGCGGACCAAAGGCUUGAAUGGGUGAAAAGGUUCCUUGCUACAUAUUGAACAUGUUUGUGGUGAGGAGUCUUGCAACGGACCAAAGGCUGAUGCAUUGUUGUUUUUGUUGUCAAGUUAGAAAGUAUCCUAUUGUAAGUAUGAAGCUGGCUAUGUAAAAAUAUGAUGUUAGCUUAUUUUUUUGGAAACUAAAAAGGAUGAACUUGUUAACUUAUAUCAUGUGUAUUUUGUAAUAUUUUGAAACUUGUUUGUUAUAAUAUUAUGGUAUUCUGCAACAUUAGUAUAA
Ipomoea triloba (trilobed morning glory) is the source of this 1185-nucleotide messenger RNA. RefSeq lists its product as uncharacterized. The transcript has 2 exons. NCBI's taxonomy places the organism in Eukaryota, Viridiplantae, Streptophyta, Magnoliopsida, Solanales, Convolvulaceae. The coding region runs from base 24 to 950 and encodes 308 amino acids. The record is from RefSeq and is a predicted model, not a curated record.